Messenger RNA from Bombina bombina (fire-bellied toad), 2780 nucleotides. It is a transcript of the gene MEX3D, whose product is annotated as mex-3 RNA binding family member D. The record is from RefSeq and is a predicted model, not a curated record. Gene Ontology annotation, molecular function: RNA binding. The transcript is spliced from 2 exons. Bases 1167 to 2375 code for a protein of 402 amino acids. NCBI's taxonomy places the organism in Eukaryota, Metazoa, Chordata, Amphibia, Anura, Bombinatoridae.
GCUCGUGUACGAGCGGCGGAGGCAGUUGCAGUAUGCAGGAGCCCCGGGGGGGAGGAGGAGCCCGGUGAUGAGGGCCCCCGGGGGCCACACGGAGGCGUGGGCACACAGGACGAUCCAGACCCCCGGGGGCGAUAUGAAGAUACCCGGGAGCAAGAUACACUUAUAUGGCCUAGUCCUCAGAAGCCAUCUCCUGGUCUGGCCCAGCAGGACUUCAAUCAUAUCCAGGUAUUCAAAGAGCCAAAUCGGGAUGAACUGCAGCCAAAUCUAGACCAGGGCCCCCAGGAGUCAUACAGCAUCCAAGACCCCACAGGAAUAUGUAUCCAGGGAUUCCCAAGAGCCAAACGGUGUCCGAAAACUACUGUGGGACCUGCCAUACCAAGGACCAUCAGGAGCCAUGUAUUGUCCUGCACUUCCAGGACGCAAUAUGUAUCCAGGGAAACAAGUCAUAUCCAGGUCCAACAAGAUCUUACUCUGAGUUCCCCUCGAGUCAACUUAUCACAGUUAUCAUAAUUCAACAGUUGAUGUGAAAAUCCAAUCCAACGACAGAUCCUCUAGAGCACCAUCUAAAAGCAACUGAAAGUAAACCAGUACUUUAUAGGUUUUUGUCCACAGAUAUCUCACCAAGACCUGAUUCUUCAAGAGCCAACCUCAUAGCUUGUGUCCCUCACGAGUUCUCUCACGAUCAAGACUCUCAUAUAUUACAUUACAGAUCCUAUAGGGACUACGCCCCUUUUGGGGUCCUCAGCAUCCAUCUGUCCUCAUGUGCCCUCAAGAGCCCUCUCAUAAUAUACCUCGAUUUUCAGAUUUCUCUACAGAAUACAGCUGGUACUCUUGAAUGUCCCUCUCAUAGUCUACAGGAGCCACUGGAUGAAGAUGACUUUUCCACUUUUGGUAGAUCCCUCUCUCAGCUCUGGGGCUGCAAGAUCACGAUGAGGAGGCUGAUUCUGGGGAGAGAGUAUCAGGACCACCUAGUCCUGAGGCCAGGGGAUAUUUUCGGAGCUGUCACUGCAGAACAUCUUCUUGGGCUUGGGCUCCGGAGAAGAGGUGUCAACAUGACUGAAGGUGGUGCCAGUACCCAGUUCUGAACAUGUGCUGAGAUUGUUGGAAGACAGGGUUGCAAAAUCAAAGCACUCAGAGCAAAGACAAACACAUACAUUAAGACCCCUAUGCGUGGAGAAGAACCUAUGUUUAUUGUGACUGGAAGGAAAGAGGAUGUGGAAAUGGCCAAACGAGAGAUUCUUGCAGCCGCUGAACACUUUUCUAUUAUAAGAGCCACCCGUAAUAAAGCCAGUGGGCUUCCAGGAGUUACCCAGGGACCCCCCAACUUGCCAGGUCAAACUACCAUUCAGGUCCGUGUUCCAUACCGAGUCGUAGGAUUGGUGGUGGGACCUAAAGGAGCUACUAUCAAGAGAAUCCAGCAAAGUACCCACACCUACAUUGUAACACCUAGCCGGGAUAAAGAACCAAUUUUUGAGGUUACUGGAAUGCCUGAGAAUGUGGACCGGGCACGGGAAGAAAUAGAGGCUCAUAUCACAGUUAGAACAGGGUCUCUAGUGGACAUCCGUACAGACAAUGAUUUCCACUCCAAUGGCACUGAUGUUUGUAUGGACCUUCAGGGUGGAGUUACACCCAGCCUGUGGACCAAGGUGCUAGCUCCAAGACGUGGAUCUGGGGGUACAAGAAGUGAGAGCUUAGGUAGUUCAUCUGUAGAGAGUCCAUACUAUAACAGGGAACAAAGCCCAGUCAGCCCCUUUGGGCCAGCUCCUGGAGGUGGCUUUGCACUUGGAGGAGAUCCCCACAAUGUACCACCUACCAUGGGUACAGAGGACUGUGAAUUUGGCUUUGAUUUUUUGGCACUAGAUCUGAAUGCACCCACUGCCGUUUGGUCACCCUAUGAGACCCACACUGGACAGUUGCAGACCUUCACUGGAUGCCCACCACAGAGGAGGAACAGCGCUCUGAGUGGUAGUGCCACACCACGGCUGUCUCCCACUCUGCCAGAGGCUAGUGUAGGCCUGGAACACCCACUAGCACGCCGUAUACACAGUGACCCUAUUAAUGGUCUUUCCUGGCUGCCAACCCAGGGCUCUCUAUCCUCCUUUACCAGCAGCACAGGCUAUUCAUCGUCUUCCUCUCUUCCUGGCAGCUCUUCUGUGGCAUCAGGCUCACCCACAGAUUCUUGUAGUUCAGAGGGUCAGCGCAAGACUGGACGGGAGUGUGUGGUAUGCUUUGAAAGUGAGGUUAUUGCAGCUCUGGUGCCCUGUGGGCACAACCUCUUUUGCAUGGAAUGUGCCAUUCGGAUUUGUGAGCGGGUACUGCCAGAGUGUCCAGCCUGUCAUGCCCCAGCUACCCAGGCCAUCCGCAUCUUUUCCUAGCCACAAACACUAGUACCAGAAAAACGGGGGCAGCUUUGCCCGACCCCUCAAAGAUUCUGGGUUCCACCUUAAUUUUAAUUGUAUAAUGUUUUUAAAGCAACUUUAUUUUAAUUAAUAUUUAACUCGUCAAGGGUGGCAACAUACACCUCCAACAAGGAUUACAUAAUGGAUGAGACAUGGGGAGAUAAUUCCUGUGUUAGUGUAUGAUAACCAGUAAACUUACAAGGGUAAUGUGAUUGCUUCAGAUGUUUACAGAACAUUUUUUCCCCCUCUUCCCACCCUCCUUAUUUUUUUUUAUUUUUUAAAUAUACUGAAAGAUCAUAAAUGGUUCACACUCCACUUCCAAUUUUAAUCUCAAGCAGUAUUCCAUUUUAAAGAGGAUUAAAUAAACUGUAAGAAAUAAGA